CCUUCAUUCAAUUCCCAGCCCUUUCCAGCCUCAAGCACUCCUCCCAAGCCUCGCAUUUCCCACACAACGCACAGCCAGCGACCGCACAGAGCCUCGUUGUCCCCGUUGCUGGGCUCCGAACUUCAUCCCACGUGGGAGGAAGCCACCAUAUAAAGACAUCCCAUCCUGGAAGUGAACAUACAUUCCCUCUUUUUCCGUCACUCUCGCAACAUCGCGACGCUCAUUCGGACUAAGCCUUUACCCCCUCGAACAUCAAUACACUAAAAGCGACUGGACAAUGACCCUCCUGGAUCAUAUAAAGAACUUGACCGUCAAGGAACCAGAAACGUCGCGUAAGCGCAAGCUGUACAAAACGAAAUGCGUGAUCGGAGAAGGCACCUUCGGCAUCGUCAGGGAAGCGACGUUCACACCCACAGGUCGGCAGGUAGCCCUCAAGUCAAUACGAAAGAGGGGGCAUGACUCUCCCGAGGAAGUUGCGGCCGCGGUGCAUAGGGAGAUGGCCGUGCUGCAGCAACUUCGCCAUCCGAAUAUCAUUGCGCUUUUGGACUGGUUUGAGACGAAGGAGAAGUACUAUCUCGUCUUCGAACUAGCAACCGGCGGCGAGCUCUACGACCGAAUAGCCAAACGCGGCAAAUUUACAGAACGGGAUGCCGUGCGAAUCAUUUUCACGAUACUACAUGCGGUCCAAUUCCUGCAUGACAAAGGGAUCGUCCAUAGGGAUCUGAAGCCGGAGAACCUGCUGUACAGGACGAUGGACGAGGACGCUGACCUCGUGAUUGCGGAUUUUGGCGUCGCUAACUUUGUGAAUGGGAACGAGUUGCUAAGUACCCUUUGUGGGAGUCCGAUGUAUGCUGCUCCCGAAGUCAUCAAACGCGUCGGACAUGGGAAGCCUGCAGAUAUCUGGAGCAUAGGAGUCAUUACAUACUGUCUCUUAGCGGGGUAUCCGCCGUUCGACUAUGCCGAGGAUAUGGCGGACCUGCUGGAUGCCAUUACGCAUGCAAAGUACGAGUUUGAUACGCCGUAUUGGAGCGCGAUCUCAGAGCAAGCUAAAGAUUUCGUCCGAACUCUACUGAGGGUGAAACCAGAAGAUCGACCUUCAGCGGAAAAGGCGAUGAUCCACCCUUGGCUCUGCCAACACUCCCAACGAGCCCGUGACGCCCGCGACGCACUAGCAGCCGGCAAACCCGUCCCUCCUACCGUCCAAAUAAUCGAACCCGCGAAAGAAAAGAAGGACGUUACAAUAGCCGCAUCCACCGCACCGCCACCAACCGCCUCCAAACUCCCACCACCCACCACCCGCGAAGAAGAAGAGCUCCCCAACCUCGUCGACCACGUAUGGUCCGCCCACAGCAAUAGUCUGUUCAACGCGCGGGGGAAGUUACUGUCGGUUUUCAAGACGGUGCAGGCGAUGCGGAGGAUGGAGCUGGAGAGCGCGAGGAAGGGGAGCGAGGAUAGGUCAGCGACUUCGAGUUGUGAGUCGUUGCCGGCUACGCCGGUGGAGUGAGCGUCUGCCGUUCCACGAAGUCAUUGUACCGGCGCUUUCGUCAAUUCCCCACUCUGAAAGCUCCAACAGAGCUUGCAUUUCUGACAAUGCCCACAAAUCCGAUGCCGCAUAUCAUCACCGCCACAGAGAUGGGGAUUGCAAAGCCGAGUGGCAAGGAGUAGUGCAGAACGAUUUGUAUAUAGGUGUCGCGAGGAACUUCUAUGAGAACGCGUGUACUAUGGGUCGAUGAUGUACCCGAGUGCGCCA
Messenger RNA from Fimicolochytrium jonesii, 1750 nucleotides. Its product is annotated as kinase-like domain-containing protein. Gene Ontology annotation, biological process: cellular response to oxidative stress; protein phosphorylation. The record is from RefSeq and is a predicted model, not a curated record. NCBI's taxonomy places the organism in Eukaryota, Fungi, Chytridiomycota, Chytridiomycetes, Spizellomycetales, Powellomycetaceae. The transcript has 7 exons. Bases 278 to 1504 code for a protein of 408 amino acids. Gene Ontology annotation, molecular function: ATP binding; calcium/calmodulin-dependent protein kinase activity.